GCGGCGGCGGCAGCGGGAGGCGGCGGGGGGAGCGGGAGCCACUGAGAUGAGGAGGCGCCGCGCGCGCCUGUAGCUCGCGGGCCUCUCAGAGAAUGUCAAUCUGGACAGAGAUCAAGGCAGAGGAUACAUACUGCUUUACUACAAUAGGAAUUAUAAAACUUAGGUGCACGUUGAGUAAGAUGUUGUGGUGGAGACAUAGCUAGUUUGUUUGCCUAAUCUGGACUUGAAGCAAUUCAACUACUAGAAAUCUGCCAUUCUACAGUAUCACAAUUGGGAAGAAGCAGGUUUUCAAAUAAUGGAAGAGUCUAAGACCUCUAAAAAUGAAAAUCAUGAACCAAAGAAGAAUGCUUGGGCUCUUUCUGAAGAAAGCAAAGCAGUUAAAGUUAUAUCUAAUCAAACUUUGAAAGCUAGAAAUGAUAAAUCCAUAAAAGAAAUUGGGACCAGCUCUCCAAAUAGGAAUAGUAGUAAAAAAAAUAAGCAAAAUGAUAUUUGUAUAGAAAAGACAGAAGUUAAAUCAUGUAAAGUAAAUGCUGCCAACGUAGCAAGUCCUAAAGAUUUGGGAUUAGUCCUUCGAGAUCAAAGUCAUUGCAAAACAAAAAAAUCACCUAAUUCACCGGUAAAAGCAGAGAAGGUACCUGUUUCACAGGCAAAAGCAGAAAAGUCACCAAAGUCAUCUAAUUCACCAGUGAAAACAGAAAAGACAUCCAGCUCCCAGGCAAUAGCAGCAGAAAAGGCACUUAGUUCACAGAGGAAAACAGAAAAAGUACCCAUUGCUCAGAUGAAAUCAGAAAAGGUCCCUGGUUCGCUAACAGAACCAGAGAAGGCACCCAGUUUACCGUUUAAAGAAAACAUGCGACAGAUAGAAUUACAGCAGAUUGGAAGAAAAAUUCCAAGUUCCUUUACUUCUCUGGACAAAGUGAAUAUUGAUGUUGUAGAGGGAGAAAAAUCUGCUUUGGAAAACUCACCACGAUCUCAGAAGCAACAAGCAUGUACAGAUAAUACUGGUGAUUCUGAUGAUAGUGCUUCGGGAAUUGAAGACAUAUCAGAUGAUUUGAGUAAAAUGAAGAAUGAUGAAUCUAAUAAAGAAAAUUCUUCAGAGAUGGACUAUUUAGAAAAUGCUACUGUGAUAGAUGAAUCUGCAUUGACACCUGAGCAGAGGCUAGGCUUGAAACAAGCAGAAGAACGCUUAGAAAGAGAUCACAUCUUUCGACUUGAAAAACGCUCACCAGAAUAUACCAAUUGCCGAUAUCUAUGCAAACUUUGCUUAAUUCACAUUGAAAACAUCCAGGGAGCUCAUAAACAUAUAAAGGAGAAACGACAUAAGAAAAAUAUUUUGGAAAAACAGGAAGAAAGUGAGCUUCGUUCUCUGCCACCUCCUUCCCCUGCCCACUUGGCUGCUUUAAGUGUUGCAGUUAUUGAAUUAGCAAAAGAACACGGAAUAACAGAUGAUGACCUCAGGGUCCGUCAGGAAAUUGUGGAGGAAAUGUCAAAGGUUGUAACAACAUUUUUACCAGAGUGUUCACUUAGGUUGUAUGGCUCAUCUCUGACUAAGUUUGCUCUGAAAAGUAGUGAUGUUAAUAUAGAUAUAAAAUUUCCUCCCAGGAUGAAUCAUCCAGAUCUUCUGAUACAAGUGCUUGGGAUUUUAAAAAAAAGUGUAUUAUAUAUAGAUGUGGAAUCUGAUUUUCAUGCCAAAGUUCCUGUUGUGGUGUGCAAAGAUCGGAAAAGUGGUUUACUUUGUAGAGUGAGUGCAGGAAAUGAUAUGGCAUGCCUCACUACUGAUUUACUUGCUGCUCUUGGCAAGGCGGAACCUGUUUUUACUCCUUUGGUGUUAGCCUUUCGCUACUGGGCUAAGGUAAGUGGAACAGAAGAAAAAAGUACUUAUCUUUAAGAUAACUCAGGCUUUUUCCUGUACUAACAUGUAAGAUAAAUCAUAAUAUAUGGGGAUAAAAUAGUUAUCUGUGCCAGACAGAAAAUGAUGUGGCAGGUUCUGAUUAUGGACAUGAAAAUGAAGUCUCCUAGACAUACAGAGUAAUUGAUAUAUUUUAUUAUUCUCCUUUUAUGUAGUACAGAAACAUUUUCUUUCACAUAACAAAUGAGGCUCAAGUUUUCACCCUUAAUGUAAGUUAAAGUUGUAAGAUGUGGUUAUGCAAGUUAAUGCAUAGGUUUGCAAGGUUUUUUUGUUAGCAUCUUUUUUCCUGUCUCUGUCUCAGAACAUUGUUCUCUUUCCUCUAAGUUACUGAUAACCUACAGCAAUUUCUACUCGGGUAACUGCUGAGAAUCAGUUAUCUGUUUCUUAAAUUAGAAUUAAUUUUGAAAGGCUGUGGUAUCCUUUGUUGUCAUUUCUUUGGUAUGGAGGUAAGGAGGAGUGAUAAAGUCACUACCAUUAUCAGUCCAAAAGACUAGAGAG
Molecule: messenger RNA, 2407 nt
Organism: Panthera uncia (snow leopard)
Lineage: Eukaryota; Metazoa; Chordata; Mammalia; Carnivora; Felidae
Product: terminal uridylyltransferase 4-like
Exons: 10
Coding region: 296-1888 (530 amino acids)
Molecular function (GO): RNA uridylyltransferase activity
Source: RefSeq, a predicted model, not a curated record